Messenger RNA from Penaeus chinensis, 1215 nucleotides. RefSeq names its product hornerin-like. Bases 1 to 1161 code for a protein of 386 amino acids. The transcript has 9 exons. NCBI's taxonomy places the organism in Eukaryota, Metazoa, Arthropoda, Malacostraca, Decapoda, Penaeidae. The record is from RefSeq and is a predicted model, not a curated record.
AUGCAGUGCAACGGAUGGACUGCAGUUGUCAUGGUGAUGGCGGCGAUGCUACUGACCUCCGCCAAGGGAGAGCAACAGGAGUUCAACCCACUCGAGGACGACCUUCUCUUGCCAUCGGAGAGUCACCAAGUCUCAGUCGUGGUCAAGGACGACCUCCAAGCUUCUGCUACAGGAUAUGGAGGACACGGAGGAGGGAAUUACUACAAAGGGUAUGGCGGUGGCAGCUCCUACAAGGGGAACCGAGGCCACGGAGGAUCCCAUAGCAAUGCAGAAGGCGUCGGCGGCCAGCGGAGACACCACGCGAACAAGGGCCACAAGGGCAGCCGCUACGGCGACCACGGAAAGGCGCAGUAUAGUAGCAGGAGCCAAGAAUCGGGAUUUGCCCCCUGGUGUCCUGUAGCCACCGCUGACCAUGGUUCGGCUCUCCCGCCUACCACUGCUUCGGGAUCAGACUGUCACCCGCUAGAACAAGAUCACCACCACGACCAAGGGACGUCUUCCAAAGGCAGCGACGACAGGCAGAUCUACGCCGGCGACGCCCACGGCGGUGUCAAGGGCGGUCAAAAUCACCACAAAGGCUCCAAGGGGCACCACGACAAAGGUCACAAGGAUGAGGGGUUCAAGAACGUCUACCACAAGGAGGAAUACAGCCACAGCCAGGACUUCUACGACGACAACGACGACAAGAAAUACCACAGUAACUUCGACGACUUCGACAGAUACUUCGAUGCUCACAGAGGCAACGACUACAAGGGAGGCCACUACAAGGGCGGACACAACCACGACGCAUAUGGCCACAAGGGACACCAGCAGACGGCCAAACACCACGACGACCACGCUGACCAUGAUGGCCACUACGGCGACGAGGCUCUUUCAGGCCAUAAGAGUUUCCAUGGACAACACGGAGGCCACGAGGCUCAGCAUGGACACGGUGGCCACGAAGGAGGAUUCGGCCAUAGUGGACACGUUGGUAAAUUCAUCCACGGUAGACACGGCGGUGGAUAUGGCCAUAUAGGACACGGUGGAGGCUUCCACGGCCUCCCCCAUCGCGCUCCGACUGUCCUCCGAGCAGCGCCCAGAAGCCUCGGGUCCUUCGGCAGCUUCGGAAGAACCGGUCAUGCAGAGUUUGGCCAUGCAGGCUUUGGUCAUGCAGGAUAUUGAGGCCUUCGAUACCCACGCUCAAACCCGGACGAAAGCUGAUGCGGGUUGUGCGGA